Messenger RNA from Cynocephalus volans (Philippine flying lemur), 2448 nucleotides. Its product is annotated as protocadherin gamma-B3-like. Gene Ontology annotation, molecular function: calcium ion binding. NCBI's taxonomy places the organism in Eukaryota, Metazoa, Chordata, Mammalia, Dermoptera, Cynocephalidae. The record is from RefSeq and is a predicted model, not a curated record. Gene Ontology annotation, cellular component: plasma membrane. Gene Ontology annotation, biological process: homophilic cell-cell adhesion.
AUGGGAAACAGCUCAGGACUGAGGAGCCCAGCAGGGCGGAGACGAAUGCCAUUUUUCUUCUUGCUGUUUUUGUUCUGCCCCGCGCUCUUGGAGCAGAUCCACUAUGCUAUUCCCGAGGAGCUGGCCAGCGGCUCGCUGGUGGGGAACCUCGCCAAGGAUCUGGGGCUUGGUGUGCGGGAUUUGCCUAUUCGGAACCUGCGGGUUAGUGCAGAGAAGAAUUUCUUUACUGUGAGCACCGAGAAUGGAAACUUACUCGUAAGCAACCGUAUAGACCGAGAGCAGAUUUGUGGCAAGAAGUCAAUGUAUGUUCUGGAAUUCGAAAUGGUUGCUGAAAAGCCUUUAAACUUUUUCCAUAUAACUGUGCUGAUCCAGGAUGUCAACGACAACCCACCAACCUUUAGCCGAAAUAUCACUGAGCUGGAAAUCAGCGAAAUGGCACUAACUGGAGCCACCUUUGCCCUCGAAUCCGCGCAAGAUUCUGAUGUAGGUGUCAAUUCGCUGCAGCAGUACUACCUUAGCCCUGACCCGCACUUCUCUUUGAUUCAGAAGGAGAACCCAGAUGGCAGUAGGUACCCAGAGCUGGUACUGAACGCGUCCCUGGACAGGGAAGAGCAGUCCUGUCACCACCUGGUCCUCACAGCUGUGGACGGGGGCGAGCCGUCCAGAAGCUGUACUACCCAGAUCAGGAUAAUUGUCGCAGAUGCAAAUGAUAACACACCAAAGUUCACCCAGGACAUGUACAGGGUCAGUGUUAGAGAGAAUUUGCCUGCCGGCUCCUUGGUCCUAAGAGUUAUGGCCACUGAUCCGGAUGAGGGGAUCAAUGCCAAGAUCACCUAUGCCUUCAUCAAUAUUGGUAAGUCAGUGAAAGAACUGUUCAAGCUGGACAGUAAAACAGGGGAACUCACCACUGGUGAAGGACUGGACUUUGAAGAGAGACAGAGCUACACAAUUGGGGUGGAAGCAAAGGACGGUGGACAUCACACUACAUAUUGUAAAAUACAAAUAGAUAUUUUGGAUGAAAACGACAAUGUCCCAGAGAUAACCCUGGCUUCUGAAUCCCAGCAUAUACAAGAAGAUGCUGAGCUUGGGACUGUUGCUGCCCUGAUCAAAACACAUGAUCAAGACUCUGGACUUAAUGGGGAAAUCACGUGCCAACUAAAAGGAAAUUUCCCAUUUAAAAUAGUUCAAGAUACGAAAAACACAUACAAGUUGGUGACAGAUGGAUCCCUGGACCGAGAGCAGAUCUCAGAGUACAAUGUCACCAUUUCAGCCAGCGACAAAGGCAAUCCACCCCUCUCCUAAAAAAGCAUCACCCUGCACAUUGUCGACGUCAAUGACAACGCUCCAGUAUUCCACCAGGCGUCCUACUUGGUUCAGGUGGCCGAGAACAACCCGCCUGGAGUCUCCAUCGCCCAGAUUAGCGCCUCCGACCCAGACCUGGGUCCCAACGGCCACGUCUCCUACUCGAUAAUAGCCAGUGACCUAGAGCCGCGGGUGCUGUCGUCCUACGUGUCCGUGAGCGCACAGAGCGGGGUGGUGUUCGCGCAGCGUGCCUUCGACCACGAGCAGCUGCACGCCUUCGAGCUGACGCUGCAGGCCCGCGACCAGGGCUCGCCCGCGCUCAGCGCCAACGUGAGCCUGCGCGUGCUGGUGGGCGACCGCAACGACAACGGGCCGCGGGUGCUGUACCCGGCGCUGGGGCCCGACGGCUCGGCGCUCUUCGACACGGUGCCGCGCGCGGCGGAGCCCGGCUACCUGGUCACCAAGGUGGUGGCAGUGGACGCAGACUCGGGACACAACGCCUGGCUGUCCUACCACGUGCUGCAGGCCAGCGAGCCCGGGCUCUUCAGCCUGGGACUGCGCACUGGCGAGGUGCGUACGGUGCGUGCCUUGGGGGACAGGGACGCAGCCCGACAUCGCCUGCUGGUCGCUGUGCGCGACGGUGGGCAGCCACCUCUCUCAGCCACCGCAACGCUGCUCCUGGUCUUCGCGGACAGCCUACAAGAGGCGCUGCCGGAUCUUACCCAUGGUCCUACACCCUCUGACCCUCAGGCCGAGCUACAGUUUUACCUGGUGGUGGCCUUGGCCUUGAUCUCCGUGCUCUUCCUCCUCACGGUGAUUCUGGCCACCGCCCUGCACCUGAGACACUCCUCCAGCCCCGCCGCCUGGGGCUGCUUUCAGCCUGGGCUCUGCUCUACGACUGUACCUGGGGUUCUACACAACUACAGUGAAGGGACUUUGCCUUAUUCCUACAAUUUAUGUGCUGCCUCACAUUCCUCGAAGACCGAGUUUAAAUUCCUCAAUAUAAAGCCUGAAAACACUCCACCACAAGGUAUUUUAUGUGAAGAAGUGUCUUGGUUUGAAAGUACCAGUAAUGACACCCCCAACAUGAUUUCUAAUUCAGUCAAUUUGCAAGAGGUGAGUUUCUUCAAGCCUUUCCUCCCAUAA